AUGGCGCCGGCGGAAGGGGCGGAGUACCACUGGGUGAUGAUGGCAGCGUCGAGGCUGGAGCUGAACCUGGUGCGGCUGCUGUGCCGCUGCGAGGCGAUGGCAGCGGAGAAACGGGACCCGGACGAGUGGCGUCUAGAAAAGUAUGUGGGAGCUCUCGAGGACAUGCUGCAGGCCCUGAAAGCACAGGCGAGCAAACCGGCUUCCGAGCUGCUCAAUGAAUAUUCUCGGAAGGUAGAUUUUCUGAAAGGGAUGCUGCAGGCAGAGAAACUGACCUCCUCCUCAGAGAAGGCACUAGCCAACCAGUUCCUGGCCCCUGGCCGAGUACCAACUACAGCCAGGGAACGGGUACCUGCUACAAAGACAGUGCACCUACAGUCACGGGCUCGGUACACCAGUGAGAUGCGGAGUGAGCUGCUAGGCAUGCAAACCAAUUCUUCCUUGUUGCCUGCUUGGCUUGUUUUGCUUUCAGAGCCCGAACUGGAUGUGAGGAAGAGAACUGGGGUAUCAGGGCCCACUCCAAGGGAUGAGAAGCAGUCAGCAGCCGAGCUAGACCUCGUCCUGCAGCGACACCAGAACCUCCAGGAGAAGCUGGCAGAGGAGAUGCUCGGCCUGGCCCGGAGCCUCAAGACCAACACACUGGCUGCCCAGAGUGUCAUCAAGAAGGACAACCAGACCCUGUCACACUCACUCAAGAUGGCCGACCAGAACCUGGAAAAGCUGAAGACAGAAUCCGAGCGGCUGGAGCAGCACACGCAGAAGUCCGUCAACUGGCUGCUCUGGGCCAUGCUUAUCGUCGUCUGCUUCAUCUUCAUCAGCAUGAUCCUCUUCAUCCGUAUCAUGCCCAAACUCAAAUAA
Messenger RNA from Rangifer tarandus platyrhynchus (Svalbard reindeer), 855 nucleotides. Lineage: Eukaryota; Metazoa; Chordata; Mammalia; Artiodactyla; Cervidae. The record is from the annotation of a GenBank genome assembly.